Molecule: messenger RNA, 633 nt
Organism: Suillus paluster
Lineage: Eukaryota; Fungi; Basidiomycota; Agaricomycetes; Boletales; Suillaceae
Exons: 12
Coding region: 1-633 (210 amino acids)
Source: RefSeq, a predicted model, not a curated record
AUGUCUCAAACUUGCCACCAAAUAUACAGCUCAUAUGAACACUGGGCAUGUGGGCUGAUGGGAAGGCACAUUUGUCCAGGUCGUUGGUUUGUAGAGAACGGUCUGUGGACUGCAAUGGCUGCUAUACUCGUUGUCUUGCGCAUCGAUCAUGCCAGGGACUCAAAUGGAGACAAGAUUGAGGUGAAACCAGAAGUCACAACCGGCAUGGUGAUCAUUCCUUGGGGUGUUCUCGUGGCGCAGCAUGAGCUGAGCACUGAGUGGAAGAGAAUUAUUUUUAUUGAGAUCUGGCCACGAUACCUGAGCAUAGAGGGCAAAAUACUUGGGUAUAGGGCGUCUUAUCAACCAAUCAACUACAAGAAGGGAAAAGGGUAUCGGAGAUUAAGCAGGGUCUCAGGGUACUGCUUCUAUUCAGGGUGGAUGGAUAUGAAGAAGAGUUCUUAUGUAAGGGAUUCGGUGAAUGACAGAGGGCAGUUUUUCUUUCUUCGGGAGACCUUUGGAUCUCGCUAUGGCUCAGAUCUUGGCAUGUUAGUCUGGAACAUUGAGGAGGUUGAUGUGGGCAAACACAUUGGUCCGAACAAAGUUGAUCAUAAUAUUGCUGCGAGAUGCAAUUAUUUCAAAACACGCGAAAAUUAG